Telopea speciosissima is the source of this 1590-nucleotide messenger RNA. RefSeq names its product small GTPase LIP1-like. The coding region runs from base 405 to 1412 and encodes 335 amino acids. Gene Ontology annotation, cellular component: endomembrane system. Gene Ontology annotation, biological process: intracellular protein transport. The transcript has 7 exons. The record is from RefSeq and is a predicted model, not a curated record. Lineage: Eukaryota; Viridiplantae; Streptophyta; Magnoliopsida; Proteales; Proteaceae. Gene Ontology annotation, molecular function: GTPase activity; GTP binding.
CGUUACAUUUCACCGCCUCGCCUUCGACUUUUGGGGGAAUUUUAUGAUCUAUAAAGUGAAGAUUCGUUCAUGCAGAGAUCCUUUCCUAGUUCUCUACAGAUCUUGAGCUUGGCUUCGUUAAUCGAGAAAUUGAGUAGUCUCGAAAGAAAUUAUAAAAUUUAACGGCAUGUAAUGUGUGAAAGUAUUUGCUGCUUCAGCUUUUGGUUGGGCGUUAGCUUGGGUUUUGACUGAUAUGGAUGAUAAACCAGGAUUUAGGUUACCCUUAUUGAUAAUCCAGUGUUAUUUUUGGAGAUUGUGUAUGUUUGAAGGGACUUGAGUUUUAAAAUACCGGGGAAGGAACUUGGGAUCUUCUUUUCUGCUAUCAGUGGGAGAGGUGAUUUUGGCCCAGUUGUUUCCACGAAAACAUGUUUUGGAGGAACCGUGGAAGGGAAAAUAAAGUGACUAAUGGCGGCCCUCCUUGUGGGCAGGUUCGAGUGCUUAUCGUUGGAGAUUCAGGUGUGGGGAAAACUUCACUUGUUCAUCUAAUUGUAAAAGGUUCCUCCAUCAGUCGCCCUCCUCAAACAAUUGGAUGUUCAGUUGGUGUGAAGCAUACCACUUAUGGAAGUCCCAGUAGCUCUUCUAAUAGCAUUAAAGGUGAUGCGGAGAGCGAUUUCUUUGUUGAACUUUGGGAUAUCUCAGGACAUGAGCGAUACAAGGACUGCCGCUCACUUUUCUAUUCACAAAUCAAUGGUGUUAUUUUUGUUUAUGAUCUCUCCCAAAGAAGGACAAAAACAAGCUUGCAGAAGUGGGCAGCAGAGAUAGCAACAACUGGAACGUUCUCUGCUCCUCUAGGAUCUGGUGGGCCUGGUGGCCUUCCUGUCCCAUACAUUGUUGUUGGUAACAAAGCUGAUGUUGCUGCAAAGGAAGGAAUUAGAGGAAGCAGUGGCAAUCUUGUUGAUGUUGCUCGCCAGUGGGUUGAAAAGCAGGGUUUCCUUCCAUCAAGUGAGGAACUUCCUCUGACAGAAAACUUUCCUGGCAGUGGGAACCUUUUUUCUGCUGCCAAAGAAGCAAGAUAUGACAAGGAAGCCCUGAUGAGGUUUUUCCGUAUGUUGAUCAGGAGAAGAUAUUUUUCGGAUGAAUUAUCUACAUCAAGUCCAUGGUCUACUAUACCAGUUCAGAGACCCUACCAUUUCUCAGGAGGAAUUUCGAGUGAUGAUGAUCAAUUCAAACAGAAUCUAAGUUUCAGUGGUGACCAUUACAAAUACAAUGCGCUCCCUCCCCUUCCGGCUCAACGCAACCUCACUCCACCUCCCACACUUAAUCCUCAACAGCCAGUGUCUGUGACCGAGAAUUACAGCCUCCCAAGAUCUAUGCUAAAUGGCUCCCCAGAAAUUGGCAAAACCAGAUCAAAGCGUAUGGAUAUUAAUGUUUGAUUUCUCUGUUCUUUCUGAAGGAUGCACUCUGAAACAUGAGAUUUCAAGUGAAGCUUAUCUGGCAACAUUGGGAGGAAACAGAUGUGAAAUAUAGUGUGUGGGUUUAAUUCUUCUCUUCUGCCUUAUGCUUGUAACUUUCCACAUAUCUUUGUUAAUUCUUUUUACUGUUCCUUUUUUU